Molecule: messenger RNA, 1668 nt
Organism: Cryptomeria japonica (Japanese cedar)
Lineage: Eukaryota; Viridiplantae; Streptophyta; Pinopsida; Cupressales; Cupressaceae
Product: probable serine/threonine-protein kinase At1g01540
Exons: 4
Coding region: 1-1668 (555 amino acids)
Biological process (GO): protein phosphorylation
Molecular function (GO): protein kinase activity; ATP binding
Source: RefSeq, a predicted model, not a curated record
AUGGGAGCAGAGGAGAGCGAGUUAACAAACACUAAUGGUGGUCUGUCAUUCUCAGAAAAACUUCUAAUUUAUGCUGGUUCAUUGGGGACUUUUCUUCUCCUAGGAAUAUGGCUUCUUAAUUGCAAUCUUUGUUCAAAAGGACGUGCUAUUUCAGUACCCAAUAGCCAUUCAUCAAAAUUUACAGCCCAAAAUCUGAGCUUUGCAACCAGAGAAUACCAUGAAGACAACUUAAUGAGCUCCUCACACUGGAGUUCUCUCUACAAAGGAAUUUUUCAGGAUGGUUUAAUGGUGGCAAUUAAGAGGUUGCAUUUGGACAACUCUGAGGAAGCCAAGCAGAUUUUUUCAGAGGUUUCAGAUGGUUUAAUCAAGCUUCGACACCAGAAUCUCUUACGUGUAUUGGGAUCCACCACAACUUCAGAUUACAUGCAACUGGUUAUGGAGUACGUAGAUCACAAGAGCCUACACCAUUAUCUUCAUCAGGGAGAUCCUUGCAAUUUAAGCUGGGAAACCCGUCUUAAAAUUGCUCAUGGAAUUGCUUGUGCACUGGCUUAUUUGCACCAAGAAUGUAAAGUUAAUAAUAAGAGCUCAAUUGUUCAUGGAAAUCUAAAGCCAAGCAAUAUUUUUGUGAAUGUGCACAACCAGGAGCCCCUCGUGAGCGACUAUGGCAUUUCUUCACUAAUCGAGAACUAUUCUCAUUCUUCUUCUGCAUUUAAGGAAGAAUUAUAUGGUUAUGCAGCUCCAGAAUGUAAGAGAUCAGAGCAAACAACAAGAAAAUCGGAUGUAUAUAGCUAUGGCGUGCUGCUUCUUGAAUUGUUAACUAUGAGACGACCUACAAGUGAAGAUAUAGUUGGAGAUUUGCCAGGAUGGGUGAGAAUAAAACUUUGUGAUGGAUAUCCAAAAUCCAUGGAUUGUGUUUUCUAUAGGACAGCUUCGACUUCUGCAAAGAAAAAGAUGGUGAGAGUUUUGGGUCUUGCAUUGAUUUGUACGAGAGAUGAUCCAGAGAGAAGACCGUCCAUGAAAGAGGUGCUUCAAAUGCUUCGUCAAAUAAUGAAGGAAAAUGAGGAAAGGGUGGUUCCUGCUCCUCUUUGUGAUAUUGAUCAAGAAGUUCUGGCUGAACAUGCUAAGAAACCCAAUUCCUACUCCAUUGCCCACCAAGGUCUUAUUCUGUUAAUUUAUGAGUAUCUUAAGGAUAAAGUUAAGGCUAAUAAGGAUGAUCCCUUUGAGGAGAAAGCCCAUAUAUCUGAGGAUUAUGAUAGUUUUGAGUCCGAUGAUGAUUCUACCAAUCCUCCCCCUAAAAAGAAAUCAAGGGUUAGUAAGAAAGAUGAAGAAGAUGUUGAAGAGUCGGUUGAUUCUGAGCAGGAGAAGGAGGUGGAAAAAGAGGCAAAGAAUGAGCAGGAGAAGGAGGUGUCUUCCCAAAAUAUGAAUGCGAUGGUUGCUUGCAUGGAGAAGGAUAAGUGGAAUAAAGACACUAUGAUUGUUGAUGAUGAGCUGGGUUCUAGCUCUAUCCAACAUUCUUCCAGGCCCAGAACUAGGCAAAAUACUAAAGAGCUGGAGCUGAAGACCAAAGGUAAUCAACAGGUGCAAGAAAGUAAAGACCUAAAAGAGGCAGAAAAUGUGAUGAUGAUGCUUGUCAGGGAUGCUGAGGAGACCAUAAAGAUUUUCACCUAA